Lytechinus variegatus (green sea urchin) is the source of this 1575-nucleotide messenger RNA. Its product is annotated as protein artichoke-like. Bases 34 to 1575 code for a protein of 513 amino acids. The transcript is spliced from 2 exons. The record is from RefSeq and is a predicted model, not a curated record. Gene Ontology annotation, molecular function: protein binding. Gene Ontology annotation, cellular component: extracellular matrix. NCBI's taxonomy places the organism in Eukaryota, Metazoa, Echinodermata, Echinoidea, Temnopleuroida, Toxopneustidae.
AUCACAUUCAGAUACUAAUGAUUUCUUAAAACAAUGAAGAUGCUUAACUUCAUAUAUCUUUUGUUCUUAUUACCUGCAAGUCAACCAAGAUGCCUAAAUCUCUGUGAUUGUGAGCGGAAAGCUUUUGUUAUCAAUAUAGCAUGCAGGGAGCGUGAUCUGCAUGACAUUCCACAGGACCUCCCAUGCAAUCUUGGUUUGCUUGACUUAAGAAGAAACUUCAUUACUACCCUGAAGAAAGAGUCAUUCUCAUGCCAAAAUGAGUUGGCUGUGCUUCUCCUGUCCAACAACCAUCUCCGCAUCAUAGAGCAGAAAGUCUUUGAUGAUGCAGAAAAUCUGGUAUACAUAGACCUCAGCUCAAACUUUCUUGAGAGUUUACCAUACCUUGGUUCUUUACCUUACAUUCAUGAGAUAUCUAUAAUCCGGAAUUCUUUGACGGUUUGGAAUCAUCAGACACUCAGCAACACAUCAGGUUCACACCUUUCAUCUCUUCACCUGGCAUUCAACAAACUAAAGAAUCUACCGGAAUUUCCAGUUAACAUAUCUGCUCUAGAGCUAAAGGGAAAUGCAAUCACUGACCUGUCAAAAAAAAUGUUCAUAUAUCCAAGAACUGUAUCAUCUCUGGACAUUUCCUACAACGAUGUUGAGUACCUGUACAGACUGCAAACAAUGGAGAAUCUUAAGACACUCUCUCUUGCAUUCAACCGAAUAAGAGAAAUUACAACCACUGUAUUCACUCACCUACCUUCGAUUGAAACAAUCAAUCUUCAAGGAAACAACAUCGUGGAUGUCUCUGCCAUCCAUGAUAUUCCACAUAUCAAGUCUAUCAUAUUAGACCACAAUCAAAUAAGAUCUAUAAAUAGACCAGCAUUCAAUAAUAUUCCAGAUAUAGAAAAUAUUAAUUUGAAGUAUAAUAAAAUCAUUGAAAUCAAAGGUGAUUAUUAUUUCAAUAUACCAACUAGUCUAAUCCUCUGCUACAACAAUAUGAUUGCAAUAAACAUAUUCCAAGGUAGAUAUCACUCAAACUUAAAAAUUCUCAAUGUUGAUGAUAAUAAUCUGCAAGUUCUUUCCCUCAUUUAUUUUCCUAAUUUAACUUCUAUAUAUGCCUCUUACAAUAAAAUUACAAUUUUGGAAUUUGGUAUUUGUAAUUAUCAACAUUUAGUAUACAUCAAUUUAUCUUGGAACCAAAUUACAAACAUUACAAACUUUCAAAACUUGACAAACGUACAAAGCUUGCACCUAUCGCACAAUUUCUUAACAAACUGGAGUGAUCAAAAUUUGUUAGGCUCAUCUCAGCUCGUUCUCCUCAGAGUUAACGACAACAGAUUGUCAUUGCUUUCAAAUUUCACAGCUUUACCAAGACUUGAAGAUCUAGAUUUGUCCAGCAACAUACUUCACACUAUAGAAAAUGCAUCCUUUCUAUUCCUACAAAGACUUGCCAUUUUAAAUCUUGCUAAAAAUAAGAUUUCUCACCUUGGUUUUCUGAGGCCCAUUAUCUCACUUCAAAUGCUGAACCUUAAUUACAACAGACUUGUGGCAAUCGACCCUAAAGUUCCUUACAACAUCAGACACACUUGA